This is a messenger RNA of Aaosphaeria arxii CBS 175.79, 762 nucleotides long. RefSeq lists its product as uncharacterized. NCBI's taxonomy places the organism in Eukaryota, Fungi, Ascomycota, Dothideomycetes, Pleosporales. The record is from RefSeq and is a predicted model, not a curated record. The coding region runs from base 379 to 714 and encodes 111 amino acids. The transcript has a single exon.
CCUGGUUCUGACUUGACCAAAUCUUUCAUGGCAUCGGGAUCUGCCAGAGCCGCAUGCUAACCGCUAUGGGAAAAAUUCAUCGAACACGUCGAAAAGUGACGUUGAUCGCAUGCUAGUACAGGUACGCAAUACAAAUACACCGUGCUCGAGCUGUGGCGUUGAACACCACGAUCCAGUGUGGGGAACAUAAUAACCCGCUGCGUCCGUCUAGGGUCUGAGCACAACGUUGGAUCCCCACAACAGUUGUGUCGAUCUCGAAAAUAAAGGGUACAAUGCAAUCGUCAUCGGCGGGGCGAACCUAGUCCCGGACCUGUUCUGCGAUCAAGAGGGUAUUGUGGCACUGUGGCACGCGCCCAUAUCAUGCCGAUGCUGAAUACGAUGUCUGCGAUGAAACCGUUUGAUCGUUAUGUCGAUCAUCAAACUCUCGCUCUUUCUUCCCAUGCCAUCAUGGGUUGUUGUGGGCCCAGCUUAAGACCCUUUCGAAAUGUAAACUCCCCGUUCUCUCGUAUUAUCAAAACAAUUAUUCGAACAAUGACUGUACAGAUUGGUUCGUUCGGCAGUGAGGCGUCGUCACACUCCGCUUAUGCUGCUUUUUUGGCCAUUCUGCUUAAAGCACAAGCUGCACCGAGGACUUGGAAUUUUUCCAAAAGGUUAUGGUCCUCUUCUUCCUCAGACUCCCACUGCUCAUUACAAGCGGCUAUGUUGUCGGGAUGAACGCCAUACCAGCUUGUGUCGAGCUUUGUGUAUCCUUCUGGGGAUUUC